Molecule: messenger RNA, 858 nt
Organism: Helianthus annuus (common sunflower)
Lineage: Eukaryota; Viridiplantae; Streptophyta; Magnoliopsida; Asterales; Asteraceae
Exons: 1
Coding region: 1-858 (285 amino acids)
Source: RefSeq, a predicted model, not a curated record
AUGGGAGGAGAGGUUGGGAAUGGGCAGGACUUAUCUUUUUGGUUGGAUCCGUGGUUGUUGCGGAAUCCUUUGAAAGAGGAGUUUCCGAAUUUGUUUCGGUUGGAGAAAUUCAAGAAAUGCAAGGUGAAGGAAUGGAUUGUCAGGCCUGUGUCUAACUCGAGCGGGAAAUGGAUAUGGAGGUCCGAGCCUGAUUCUGAUGUGGAGCUAGCUGAAUGGAGUAGUUUAUGUUUGCUGGUGCGGUCUACUUUCUUAUCGAACCGAAAGGAUGGGUGGAAGUGGUUGGGAACCGAUUCGGCGGGGUUCUCGAUUAAAGCGGUCAAGUCUAUGUUCAAUCUUAAUAAGGAUUUCAGCUCUCGAUUUGUUUGGGAGUGGUGUAGGUGGAUUCCAAAGAAGUGCAACCUUUUUGCAUGGAGAGCUGAGCAGGAUAGGAUUCCGACUAGGGAGGCUCUUAUUAGGAGAAAUAUUUUUUUUGAAGAUAGUUGUUGUCUGCUUUGUAACAUGGGCGUUGAAUCGGUGGAUCACUCGUUCACAUCGUGUGGAGUGUCGACGGUUAUUUGGCAGAAAAUUCAAGCUUGGUGUAGAACAACAAACUUGUUCGUUUUCUCAUUCCGUGAUGUAUUGGAGGUGCAUAAUUGGGUCAGCUUGGAAGGUCAUAAAAAGGAGGUUUUUCACGGCAUCGCCAUUCUCGCUUACUGGAGAAUUUGGAAAGCUAGGAAUGAGAUGGUUUUUGGAGGGAAGCCCUUUAUCAUUAACGAGGUUUUUAGCGAUAUUAGAUCUUUGGGUUAUGUUUGUUACUCUAAUAGAUCGAAAGAUAGGAGUUUAUCUUGGAAGGAUUGGUGUAGAUUUGUAAAUAUGUAA